UUAGCAUAAUAAUAAGAAAAGGCCGAGAUUGAACUCGCGGACGAUGAAGAGUUUUUUCUUCUUCUGCCUUGUUGGGCAGCUCGUAACACAACUACCUACCUUUCUUCCGUGUUCCUACAUGGUCCGUUGGAUGGACGGUCAAUAACAAGGGAGCUGGCCGACACAUCCAACGUACCAAGUCCUGGAGGUUGUCAGCGCUUGCAACAUGGUCCUCGACAAUGCAGAUAUCUUGUUGAGGACAAACCUGACUUAUUAUUAGGCAGGGCCAUGUUUAUUAAUGCUUCUUUGCAUACCCUUCCUUCUGAGCUCUAUCCCUUGGCUCACCGUCAACCACGUCAAACAUCCCUCCCAGACAACUGCAAAUCCCCCCAAAGACUAGCCCAAGGCAUCAUCAUCACCCAGGCAGCCAACAAGGCACGCAUGCACCACAAAGCCUCAAUCCCAGCGCUUAACAGCAGUUUUGCGAAUGACAUCAUUCUACAACCCAACACCGGUCAAAACCGCCCACCCACGUACUUAGGAACAACCAGGUACAUUCACCACAUCUGUCGUAGGUCACCUAUAUACAACCACUGACCCCAUUAAAUGCGAUCCAAGCCACCACCACCCUAAAUAGCCACCACCAGGGUCUGUUUCCCUUUUUCCCGAGAAAACCAAAAAUAAAAGUCAACUUUGCUUCGUACCACAAGUUCGAAUCGAAAACCCCACCCUCUUUGCAAAAAGCGCCUU
Podospora pseudopauciseta is the source of this 729-nucleotide messenger RNA. RefSeq lists its product as uncharacterized. Bases 268 to 576 code for a protein of 102 amino acids. Lineage: Eukaryota; Fungi; Ascomycota; Sordariomycetes; Sordariales; Podosporaceae. The record is from RefSeq and is a predicted model, not a curated record. The transcript has 2 exons.